CAUGUCAUGUAGGAAAAUUAAAGAAUUUUUAGAAAUAGAUUAAAUAGGAAUUUUAGAAUAAAAGUAUAGAAAGAAAUUGAGCUUAUAUGCCAUUGAGAAAGGCAUUAUUGAUGUCUAUCUGGCGAAGUAGCCACUUAUGAGUUACAGCAAUAAUUGUUCGCACUACUGGACUAAAAGUGUCUUGAUUUGAGCAUAUCCUUCGCACUUAUCACGAUCUACUGAAUUAUCAUCUUUCAUUUUUAAUUUUGAACAACCAACGACAUCCAACGGGUGUUCGACUCUCUAGCAAAGGGACUAAACUCUAGGUAUGAUUGUUAUGCAAAGCAAUCAACUCAUCAUGAACUGCUUCCUGCCACUUGGGACACCUCAAUACAGCAUGAAUAUCUGCAAGCAACAAAGAAGAGGACAUAUUAGUAACAUUAUAGGACUGAAUUUUAGGUUCGUAGAUACCUGCUUUUCCUCUAGUAAUCAUGGGAUGAAUAUUAACAAAUGGACAAGAAGAGAGAUCCUGUUGAACAACAUCAGAAGGAAAAUCAGUAAAAGAUGCAACAAAAAGGAGUUGUAAAUUGUUAACAGGAGACUUAUCGAGAACAAUUAUAGCAGGUGCAACAUGAUCAGAAACAUCAUCAUGAGCAAGUGCUACAGGAGAGGGAGUAGAAGAUGUAACAUCAGGAGAUACAGGAGUUGAAUGUGGCUGAAUAUCUGAAUGUGAAUCACUGUUGAGUGAAGAACUAAUUGCUUAAUGCCGAACUGACCAUAUUGCAUCUCCAAAGCUCAUAUACCACACUGAAUUUAAGAUUUAGUUACUUAAAUAAUGAUCAUAAAUUGUUAUUGUUUUUAUUUAAAUGGCAAAAAACAAUUAUUUAAAAGAAAAAAAGAGAGUAGUAAAUCAGAAAUUUACAAAAAUUAUUGCUACUAAUAUGGUACUUGUAACACUUGCGGCAAAAUUAGAAGGUAGUUCGCGCAUAAUGAAGUUUCAGGUCAUAUAAUUACGAGUUCUGAUUUUAUGAAUUUAUGUGUUUGAUGAUAACAGUCUUUUACGGGUUUAAGUGCUCAUUUGAUGUAUAAUAUAAAGGUGGAUUUUUUUAUUUCCAAUACGCAAAAAUCACCUGAAAAAUGACGGCAACGGGAACUCCACCCCCACCACCGUCGUCCAAACCCGAAGACGACCCGAACCUAUCAAACCGGCCCGCCGUGAUCCCGAACCAAACUCUCCCCUUCACCACACAUCGGAAAAAGGGGACCAGUAUCCGCUCAUGGCUUUUACUUGACUCGACGGCCCACACCUUUAGGUUGGAGGCCGGCAAGCAUUCUAUCAUGAGACGAACGGGUUUACCCGGUCGAGAUCUUCGGAUCCUGGACCCGCUUCUUUCUUACCCGUCGACGGUUCUGGGUCGAGAACAGGCCAUUGUGAUUAACUUGGAGCAUAAAGGCAUCAUUACGGCUCAAGAGGUUUUGCUGUUGAAUUCCAAGGAUCCUUCCGUUACACCGUUUGUUGAUGAGUUGCAGAGGCGGAUUUUGUUGCAUUAUCAAGCAAACCAAUCCAAGGAGGGUGCUAUUGAUGAUACCAACUGCAUAAUAAGAACUACAUCACAAAAUCUAUUACCAAAGAUCUCACAGCUCCAAAGCCUAAGUGAGGAAGGCAGGGGGGAAGAGAAACAAGGUCUUGAGACUCAAGAAGGCACUAGGACUCUACCCUUUGAGUUUGUUGCAUUGGAGGCCUGCCUUGAAGCUGCUUGUGGCUGCUUAGAAUCUGAGACAAGAACAUUGGAGCAAGAGGCCCAUCCAGCUUUGGAUAGAUUGACCUCAAAGAUUAGCACUCUCAUUUUAGAGCGUGUUCGCCAAAUAAAAAGCAGGCUGGUUGCACUAACUGGCCGAGUUCAGAAGGUAAGGGAUGAGUUGGAAAACUUGCUAGAUGAUGAUGAUGAUAUGGCUGAGAUGUAUCUAACAGAGAAACAAAUUGUUGAAAACUCUUCAACAUCUUCAAUGAAUCAAAGAGAUGAUUUAGAUGAUGAUGAUGAUGAUGAAGCAGAAGCAGUAGCUGUUGAACCAGACAAGGAUGACAGCACACCUGGUGAACAGUUAUUGACAACCAGUUAUGAAGGUGAUGUCAAAGAUCCUGACAAACCCCACGACCAUUCAUUUGGUGCUACCAUUGGCAGAGACACCCAUGGAAUUCAUGCAAGUUCCUGCCAUAGUCUUAUUGGCAAACCUGUUAAUGUGGAGGAGUUGGAAAUGCUCUUGGAAGCUUACUUUGUACAAGUUGAUGGUACCCUCAACAAACUCUCCACGUUGAGGGAAUAUGUGGAUGACACAGAAGAUUACAUAAACAUAAUGCUGGAUGACAAACAGAACCAUCUUCUACAAAUGGGAGUGAUGCUAAGCACAGCAAACCUUGUGAUCGGUGCUUUCGUCGUCGUUGCUGGUUUGUUCGGCAUGAAUAUCCACAUCGAUCUAUUCGAUGAAAAUAAAGCAGGGACGCCGGAGUUUCUUUGGACGAUCGGCGGUUCCACCGCCGGGACGAUAUUACUUUACGUGGUUGCUAUUGCAUGGUGUAAAUACAAGGGCUUGUUGGAGUAAAGAAAGAGAUAUUAGAAAGUAAGAUUUUUUGCAGGUGGGUAGGUAAGGGGCAGGUCGUUUGCCCCCUUGGCUAAAAAGGGAAUUUUCUUUCAAGUCCCUCUCAAAAAUUAAACAA
Gossypium arboreum is the source of this 2695-nucleotide messenger RNA. RefSeq names its product magnesium transporter MRS2-3. Gene Ontology annotation, biological process: magnesium ion transport. The record is from RefSeq and is a predicted model, not a curated record. Gene Ontology annotation, molecular function: magnesium ion transmembrane transporter activity. Lineage: Eukaryota; Viridiplantae; Streptophyta; Magnoliopsida; Malvales; Malvaceae.